AUAUCAUAUUUAUUGUACUCACUAAACUAUUAUUUUCGCAAAAAUUAUAUCGUGUAUUGUAGGUGGAAUUUAUGUUAAAAUUUAAAUGUAUUUAAACGAAGAUUGUUAAAAUAUUUAGUUUUUUGUUGUUUAAUUAAAAAAUCUUUUUAAGUUAUGGAAAGCUCUAUUCCAAUUGAAAUUCAUGCUCAAAAGCUGAUUGAAUGGCUUUUGAGUAGAAAACAUUGUAAGAAAGAUUGGCAUAAAUAUGUACAACCUAUAAGAGAGAAAAUAAAUAUGGCUAUUCAAGAUAUGCCAGAACAUAAAGAAAUAGUUAAAUUACUGUCAGGAACAUAUAUAAAUUAUUUUCAUUGUAAACACAUUAUUGAAAUACUUAAGGAAACAGAAGCUGAUUCAAAAAAUUUAUUUGGAUCAUACGGUUCUAAAAGGAUGAAAGACUGGCAAGAAAUUGAGCGGCUUUAUUUAAAAGACAAUGUUUAUUUAGCUGAAGCAGCUGAUCUAAUGGUUCAAAAUAUCAAGUAUCACAUACCAGCUAUGAAAAAACAAAUAGCCAAAACACAAUCAGGGCAGGCUGACUGUGAUAAAAAAAUUGAAGACUAUUCUAAAAGUAUUCAGACAUGUAAAAAGGAUUUGGAAACAUUGCGUAAACAAUUUUCUAUUGUUGGUGAUAAUAUUAAACGGACACUUGUAGAUAAAUUAAAAGAUCUUUCUGAAAUUUAUAAAGAUGUUGUUGAUAAUGCAAAAAGAUUAAAGAAAGGAAAUAUUUAUUUUUCUAAAUUUGUAACUCAUAUUUCAGGAACAGAUACUAAUUUACCAAUGCUACAAUAUAUUAUAAGUAAUGGUAAUACGACAUACUAUGAAUAUUUGUAUGGCGAAGAGCCAAGCAAAAUAGAAGAACCAGUCAUUAAUAUGGAUGAUACUAACCAGGAUUCUACUGUUGAUGAUGAAGAAAUUGAUUGGGGUGAUUUAAACGACCCAUCUGAAGCUGUGGAUUAUGGUAUAACAUUAGAAGAAAGUGGAAUAAUAGUUGAAAGUCCCCAGAUAGAUGGUAAUGUGGCUAGAGGCAAUGAAGCAUUAACAAUUUUGGACAAUUAUAAAACAAGAAAUGAAUUCAUGAAUGAUAUAUUAGAGUUGGGAUCAUUUUUGAGCAUGAGAUUGUUAGAGCUAUCUCAUGAAUCUAAUUCUAUGCUCUCUGUUCAACUUGGAGGUGAAUUAAAUGAAUCAAAAACUGAAAUAGCAGCUAUGUUAGACAUAACUAAGUUCAUUAAACAAAGAAUUAAUGAUCCUAUUGUUCAACAUCUUUUACACUUAAAACACUCCCCAAAAUAUUUAAAUAAACUAGAAUCACUGUUCAGUCAAAAAAUAAAUAAUAUUGAAAAAAUGAUUAACUCACAAAUUGCUGUAACCAAUAAGAAACAAGAAUUAGCUAAUGAACAUUCAUGUCUAGUUCCAAAAUUGAAAUUAAUUCAACAAAAAAAUAAGGAACUUAUAAAAGAAAUUGAAAUGGAUAUAUCAAAAAAGUACAAAAAUCGUCCUGUUUAUAUUAUUGGAGCAUCAUUAUUUGGAUCAUGAUUUAAUAUUAGAAAGAAGAAAGGAAGAAACAUAUUUUUGUGUAUUAUGUUUAAUUACUUCCUUUUUUUAUUUGUUGAGGAAUAAAGAAUUAUAAAAAAUGUUAACUAUUAUUCUUAAUAAAAAUAUUACUUUUAUAUAAACAAAU
Molecule: messenger RNA, 1714 nt
Organism: Daktulosphaira vitifoliae (grape phylloxera)
Lineage: Eukaryota; Metazoa; Arthropoda; Insecta; Hemiptera; Phylloxeridae
Product: CDK5 regulatory subunit-associated protein 3
Exons: 10
Coding region: 154-1569 (471 amino acids)
Biological process (GO): regulation of mitotic cell cycle; regulation of cyclin-dependent protein serine/threonine kinase activity
Cellular component (GO): endomembrane system
Source: RefSeq, a predicted model, not a curated record